GGCAGCGGCGGCGGCAGCGGCACUGGCAGCGGCGGCGGCGGCUUCUUCCAGAGUCCCGCCGCGAAGAUGCUCAAAGUCACGGUGCCCUCCUGCUCCGCCUCGUCCUGCUCCUCGGUCACCGCCAGCGCGGCCCCAGGGUCGGGAAGCCUCGUCCCAGAUUACUGGAUCGACGGCUCCAACAGGGACGCUCUGAGCGAUUUCUUCGAGGUGGAGUCGGAGCUGGGACGGGGUGCUACAUCCAUUGUGUACAGAUGCAAACAGAAGGGGACCCAGAAGCCUUAUGCUCUCAAAGUGUUAAAGAAAACAGUGGACAAAAAAAUUGUAAGAACUGAGAUAGGAGUUCUUCUUCGCCUCUCACAUCCAAACAUUAUAAAACUUAAAGAGAUAUUUGAAACCCCUACAGAAAUCAGUCUGGUUCUAGAACUCGUCACAGGAGGAGAGCUGUUUGACAGGAUUGUGGAAAAGGGGUAUUACAGCGAGCGAGAUGCUGCAGAUGCUGUUAAACAAAUCCUGGAGGCAGUUGCUUACCUACAUGAAAAUGGGAUCGUCCAUCGUGAUCUUAAACCAGAGAAUCUCCUCUAUGCAACUCCAGCCCCAGAUGCACCACUCAAAAUUGCUGAUUUUGGACUCUCUAAAAUUGUGGAACAUCAAGUGCUCAUGAAGACAGUAUGUGGAACCCCAGGGUACUGCGCUCCCGAAAUUCUCAGAGGCUGUGCCUAUGGACCUGAGGUAGACAUGUGGUCUGUAGGAAUAAUCACCUACAUCCUACUUUGUGGAUUUGAACCAUUUUAUGAUGAAAGAGGAGAUCAGUUCAUGUUCAGGAGAAUUCUGAAUUGUGAAUAUUACUUUAUCUCCCCCUGGUGGGAUGAAGUAUCUCUAAAUGCCAAGGACUUGGUCAGAAAAUUAAUUGUUUUGGAUCCUAAGAAACGGCUGACUACCUUUCAAGCUCUCCAGCACCCGUGGGUCACAGGAAAAGCAGCCAAUUUUGUACACAUGGAUACCGCACAAAAGAAGCUCCAAGAAUUCAAUGCCCGCCGCAAGCUUAAGGCAGCAGUGAAGGCGGUGGUGGCCUCUUCCCGGCUGGGAAGUGCCAGCAGUCAUGGCAACAUCCAGGAGGGCCACAAGGCCAGCCGAGACCCAUCCCCCAUCGAAGAUGGCAACCAGGACAUCAAAGCUAUUCCAGAAGAAGAGAAAGUUUCAGGAGAUGGGGCCCAAGUGUCAUUUGAGGGGGCACAGGCUGAGCUGAUGAGGGAGCAGGCCUUAGGGGAAGUUAAGGAUGUAGAUAUAAAUGCUGCCGAGGCCACCAAGAUGGUGCCAGAAGCACCGGAUGAUGGGAUAGAGGUGGCUGAGCCAGAAAUAGAAGAAGGCCUAAUAGAGGAAAAGCUGAAGACUGUGGAGGAAGCAGCAGACCCUAAAGAAGGGCAAGAAAACCCUGAUCUGGGACUUGGGGCUCAACAGUAUGAUGUGAACCUGCCAGAGUACUAAUCCAGCUUCCUUCAGAUCUGGAAGCCAAACCCUGGCAUUUUAUGCACUUUGUCCUUCAGCAAGGAAGAUGUGGAAGCAUGAUAUUCACUAUAGUGAUUCUGUUUUUGAGGUGCAAAAAAAAAAAAAAAAAAAUACAUAUAUAUCAGUUGGUAAUCCUAGCUUCAAUGCAUGUGACUGCUUUAUGAAAAUAAUAGUGUCUUCUAUGGCAUGUAAUGGAUAACUAAUACUGAUGAGUUAAAUUUGGAAUUGCAAGUAAACACAUCACCACUUUUAAACACUGAGACAUUUUCAAAGACCAGUGGCACACAUUUGAACUAAAUAAUAACCAAUUUUUUUGCUUUGAAAACCUAGCCAUCCUAUAUCCUCUGGAUUUCUUCACAAGGCAGUAAGGCAGUAAUUCUUUUGGACUACUGCUUAGCUAAUACCAGGUAGUAUUACAUCAUACAAGAUGUGUUCCCGUGACAUUCUCAACAUUUUCCUUUUCAUCAUUAUUGUAUCCAAACCGUUUACAAGGAGAUGAUUAUAGGUUAUAGUUGUACCAUGCAGCAAAAACCAUCUCACGCAUAGGUAAGACAUUGAACCAUGUUUUUAAGGACUGUGAAACUAUAUACCCCUAAAGCUUGUGUGGAGAAUGCCUUAUUAGUUUAAAAAAUGGAGCCCUGUUGGCUCAGUGGUUAAGUGCUACGGUUGCUAACCAAAGGGCCAGCAGUCCAAAUCCACCAGCCGCUCCUUGGAAACCCUAUUGGGCAGUUCUACUCAGUCCAGUGGGGUCGCUAUGAGUCGGAAUCAACUCGACGGCAAUAGGUUUGGGUUUUUUUUUAUAUUAAUAAUAACCAAAAAUGUUCUUUCAUAAAAUUUUGCCAUUUUACAAUGUUGGAGAAAGUAUUUACAAACUCAUGUUGAGGAACAUAGUCUUCCUUUUACCUCUCUCUAAUCUGAUGAAAAAAAACUCAGGUGGGGGGAAAGACAGUGAGGGAAGAAAAAGAAGAUUAGGACUUAGUCUACGGAAGAAAGAUUGACUUCUUAUCAUUUUUGAGAUAAACUUAUAUUUAUUCAUGAGCUUGUACAACUUUAUAAAUAGGAACAUUUUUAUGGAUAAAUUCUAUAAUGAGCAAGUUUCAAAUAUUUUACAAAGAUAUGUUCCAUAGGCUGGUGCCAAAAUGUCUGAAUAGAGUAGGAAUAACAUUCCGUUAUACAGUAAUUAUUGUCUUUGCUAGAGUAAGAACUACAUUUUUGCUUACAAAAGCCUUUUCUUCCUUUGACUGUUGUUGUUAGGUGCCAUCGAGUCAGUUCCAACGCAUAGCAACCCUAUGCACAACAGAACAAAACACUGCCCAGUCUGUGCCAUCCUCACACUUGUUGCUAUGCUUGACCCCAUUGUUGCAGCCACUGUGUCAGUCCAUCUCAUUGAGGGUUUUCCUCUUUUUCGCUGACCCUCAACUCUACCAAAUGUGAUGUCCUUCUCCAGGGAUUGAUCCCUCCUGACAUGUGCAAAGUAUGUGAGAUGCAGUCUUGCCAUCCUUGCUUCCAAGGAGAAAUCUGGUUGUACUUCUUUCAAAACAGAUUUGUUCAUUCUUUUGGCAGUCCAUGGUAUAUUCAAUAUUCUCCGACACCACAGUUCAAAGGCAUUAUUUGUCUUCGGUCUUCCUUAUUCAUUGUCCAGCUUUCAUGUCCAUAUGAGGUGACUGAAAACAUCAUGUGUUGGGUCAGGUGCACCUUAGUCCUCAAGGUGACAUCUUUGCUUUUUAACACUUUGAAGAGAUCUCUCGCAGCCAAUUUGGCCAACGCAAUGCGUCUUUUGAUUUCUUGACUGCUGCUUUCUUGGGUGUUGAUUGUGGAUCCAAGUAAAAUGAAAUCCUUGACAACCUCAAUCUUUCCUUCAUUCAUUAUGAUGUUGCUUAUUGGUCCAGUUGUGAGAAUUUUUUUCAUUAUAUUGAGGUGUAGUAAGUGCUUCAAGUCCUCUUCACUUUCAGCAACCAUAGUUGUGUCAUCUGCAUAACACAAAUUGUUAACGAGUCUUCCUCCAAUCCUGAUGCCCUGUUCUUCUUCAUAUAGUCACAACUAUCAUAUUGAUUGAUGGUUAUCUAGAUAUACUACAUAUAAUUUCUGAAAAGCUAGUGUAUCUUUUAUUCAUACUUGAAAUAGAAGUGCCCAUAUUUUACAGUAUAGUUUUUAAAAUUUCCAUGUCAAGAAAUUUAGAACAAUGCAACUUCUUAUUUAUUGUAAAAAAACAACAAAACCACUGAUUUCAAAUCAGACUCUUGAGAAGCUGGAACACCAGACCUAAUAUUUUUAGAAUAUUUUUUAGAAUAAAUCUAACUUUCCUUUGAUUUAAAUAUCAACCCUUUUCACUUACAAAAAUCACACCAAUCCCAAGUGUCCCAGAUUUAUUUCUAGUUUGAGUUGAAAUGGACAUUUUAUCAAAUUUAUUAUGUAUCACAUUUUUUAUAAAUUUCCUUAAUGUAAAAAAAAAAUGAUUGCUUUUAAAGACUAAAAUGAUAAAAAAAUGAUAGACAUUGAAAAUGACCAUCACAUAAAAAUCCUCAUCAAAAAGACAUCUUAAAAUUUUUUGGCUGUUCCUCAAAACUAUUAAAUUGGGAAAUGAAAUUCAGUCUCUGGUUUCUGGCUAUGAGAACUCGAUACACAUUUUAGACAUUUUGCUUUACAAGCACAAAUCUUCCUUUACUGCUAUCCUUUUGGGAAGAAAACACAGUAGGACUUAUCUACCAUGUUUUAGGGGCCUGCCAGGUCACAGACAUGGAGGGUCAGGGUCCCGAAGAGGCCCAUCAUCUAAGCUCAGAACAGGAUCAUUUUUUGUUUUGUUUUAUCUUUUCUUAACUAGUAGAGAGUACUUAUCCUCUUCUCUCUUCCUUCCUACUUUCCUUCAUUAUUCCCUCUAGGAAUUCUCAAUUUUACUAUUAAAAAAGCGUUUGCUAUUUUUAACCUUUAAAAAUGCCUUCAUCACUGAGCAUUAAUAUUUCCCCUUUAAAAAAUCAAGGAAAAUAGAUAUCUUCUGAAAAACCUAUUUCCUGGUGUACUUUUUCCAGUGAGACUUAAUAGAUACAGUAAAACCUGUGAAAGCUGGGACCUGUAUAAGAUGGAAACCUGUCAGAUAAAGAAAAUGCAAAUAUUUUCCACUAAUAGAGAGUAAUCGACUUGACAGCACUGGGUUUUUUGUUUUAAUAGAAAGUAAUAGAAAAAUGUUAAGACUGCACCGUAUCAAAGGGGGUAACUCGCGAUACCCCAAAAAACAAGGUAGUUGCACUGAAUUCUGGCUCUCAGUGCAAACCAAACAAAACCCGUUGCCAUCGAGUUGGUUCCAACUCAUAGUGACCCUAUAGGACAGAGUAGAACUGCCCCAUACGGCUUCCAAGGAGCGGCUGGUGGAUUUGAACUGCUGACCUUUUGGUUAGCAGCGUAGCUCUUAACCAUAUCAAAGGAGGAAAGAAGAGAGCGAAAGGGACCUUGUUAUUAAGUGUCAAUUAGGUGGAAGAUGAGAACACAUCAUCUCUCCCAGUCUACCCCAAGAUUGUUCCAAGGGCGGUUGUUAAUCUCAUUCCAAGACUGCAUUGGUUGGAUUAUAAAAACAGCAAUGCAAACAUCAGAGCCAAGGUGUGUUGUAGAAUUUACCCAUUUAAGUGAUUGUACAUGCCCAUUCUUUGAUGAGUAUUCAUGGGUGUGAGGGUAAUUCCCUCCGGCUUGUUUAACCCAUAAAUUGCAUUCUCUAAAAAUCAAUUGGAGAUUUGAAUUUCAAAUCAUAUUUGAAGUCCUGAUAAUGCCUAAAUAGUAACUUAGGCAAUUCAUUGGGGGGGGGGAGUCCAAACUGAUUCACAAAAAUUAGUUAUUUGAAUUU
Molecule: messenger RNA, 5338 nt
Organism: Loxodonta africana (African savanna elephant)
Lineage: Eukaryota; Metazoa; Chordata; Mammalia; Proboscidea; Elephantidae
Gene: CAMK4
Product: calcium/calmodulin dependent protein kinase IV
Exons: 11
Coding region: 67-1485 (472 amino acids)
Biological process (GO): protein phosphorylation
Molecular function (GO): ATP binding; calcium/calmodulin-dependent protein kinase activity; calmodulin binding
Source: RefSeq, a predicted model, not a curated record